Messenger RNA from Diplodia corticola, 1686 nucleotides. Its product is annotated as aat family amino acid transporter. The transcript is spliced from 3 exons. Lineage: Eukaryota; Fungi; Ascomycota; Dothideomycetes; Botryosphaeriales; Botryosphaeriaceae. Gene Ontology annotation, molecular function: amino acid transmembrane transporter activity. The record is from RefSeq and is a predicted model, not a curated record. The coding region runs from base 1 to 1686 and encodes 561 amino acids. Gene Ontology annotation, cellular component: membrane. Gene Ontology annotation, biological process: amino acid transmembrane transport.
AUGGGAAAAGACGUCGAGGCCAUUGACGAGAAGGGCACCGCCAGCGACCUGCCCGUCUAUGAGGGCAGCGUCCACCGCGCCAGCCGGAGGGGCUCUGCCGGUCUCGCCACGGACGUCCUGGCCGGCGAAGUCUUCGAGGGCCAUGCCCCGUCGACCCAGAGAGGCCUCAAGUCGCGGCAUGCGCAGAUGAUCGCCCUGGGCGGCACCAUUGGCACCGGUCUCUUCGUCGGCUCCGGCCAGACGCUUGCCCGGGGCGGGCCCGCCUUCAUCCUGGGCUGCUUCUGCCUCAUGUCUUUCCUCGUCUUCUGCGUCGUCACCGCCAUUGUCGAAAUCGCCACUUGGCUGCCCACCCCGGGCAGUUCGAUGAACCUCUUCGGCUACCGCUAUGUCUCGCGCUCCAUGGGCUUCGCUCUCGGCUGGCUCUACUUCUACUCGCUCGGCAUCCUGGUGCCCUACGAGAUCACCGCCGCCUCCAUCGUCAUCGAGUACUGGAACACCCCGGUCAACAUUGGUGUCUGGAUUACCGUCAUGCUCGUCGUCAUCGUCGCCCUGAACGCCCUCCCCGUCCGCUUCUACGGCGAGACCGAGUUCUGGUUCGCCAGCACCAAGGUCAUUAUGAUGCUGGGUCUGCUCUUCGUCUCCGUCAUCCUGUUCUUUGGCGGCGGCCCGUCGCACGACCGCCUCGGAUUCCGCUAUUGGGAACACCCGGGUGCCGCCAACACGUACCUGGCGUCAGGCAAUACUGGCCGCUUCAUCGCCUUGAUCUCGACCUUGGUGCUCUCCGCCUUUCCCUUUGUCUUCGCCCCUGAGCUGCUCGUCGUGACGGGUGGCGAGAUGCAAAACCCGCGCCGCAACCUGCCAACUGCCGGACGCCGCUACAUUUACCGUUUGAUCUUCUUCUACAUUGGCUGUGUCUUGUGCAUUGGUGUCAUCGUCCCCAGCAACGACGAGACGUUGACCAACGGUGGCUCGGGCGCCGGCUCUUCACCCUUCGUCAUUGGCAUGAAGCGGAACGGCAUCAAGGGCCUCGACUCGGUCGUCAACGCCGGCAUUCUGAUCUCUGCAUGGUCAUCCGGAAACUCGUUCUUGUACCUCUCCUCGCGCUCUCUGUACGCCAUGGCACUCCAAGGCUCCGCCCCGCGCUGGUUCGGCGCUUGCACCAAGUCCGGCGUACCCUACCGCGCCGUUGGAGCGAGCAGUCUUUUCUGCGCCCUCGCCUAUCUGAACGUUGGCAGUUCCGCGUCGGUUGUUUUCAACUGGUUUGUUAACCUUACCAACACCUCGGGCUUCAUUUCCUGGGUCUGCUGCGGCAUCGUCUACCUCCGCUUCCGCGACGCUUGCAAAGUCCAAGGCAUCGAGUCUCAGCUCCCAUACCGCUCGUGGGUCCAGCCGUACGGCACUUACUUGUCCAUGACGGCCUUCACCUUCCUUUGCCUGGUCAACGGCUUCGACGUCUUCUGGCCCGAGAACUGGAGUGCCUCAUCUUUCCUGACCGCCUACAUCGGACUCCCCAUCUUCCUGUGCAUUUACUUUGGCCACAGGUUCUGCCACAUGAAGGAGCCAUGGGCGUACGCGCCUGGGGAUGUGGACUUGCACACGGGGUUGGACCAUGUCCUUGCCGAGGAGACGCCACCAAAGGUGGCGAAGAAUAAGUGGGUGGCGCCGUUGAAGAUGCUAUGGGAGUAG